CAUCAAUCCUUUCUUUACAAUUAUAUCUUCAAUUUCGUUUUUCAUAAUCAAUUCAAAACCUUCUUCAUUUGAACUGGGUUUUUAUUUCUUUCUUGAGGGUUUUUUGUGGAAUCCUUUCCUAAAUCACUAUCCUCAAUUCGAAUCAUGAAUCUCAAGACUUUGUUGAUCUACAAAAUUUCUUUCUAAAUCACUGUUUUCAACUACGCCAAAUACAUACUUGAAGACCCUGUUGAUUUUAUCUGGGUUUUUUAUUUUGGUUUUCCAUUGUUCUUGGUUUAACGAUCCAUUGGUUUCAUUCCGUCUUGAUUUCCUUUCUUGAAUUUGGUUAUGGAGGAUCGGAGCUACACCAACCAGCGGAUUCACGGCAUGUCAGAUGUCGUUUUCGAGUGUGUGUUAUCGUACAUAAACGACUCACGUGACCGUCAAUCUAUAUCGUUGGUCUGCCGCCGGUUAUACGAGCUCGAAGCUCAGACACGUAAGCACGUGACUAUAGCUCUGUGUUACACAGCCACCCCUAAACAGCUGUGGCGGAGGUUCCCGUUUCUUGAAUCUUUGAAGCUGAAAGGAAAGCCACGCGCCGCCAUGUAUAACUUAAUACCAGAGGACUGGGGUGGGUUUGCGACGCCAUGGGUGGAGGAGCUUGCCAAAUCUUUCACUUGCUUAAAAGCUGUGCACUUCAGAAGGAUGAUUGUAAAGGAUGAAGAUCUUGAGCUACUGGCACGUGAGCGUGGCCAUGUUCUUCAGGUUCUUAAGCUUGAUAAAUGCUCUGGAUUUUCUACUGAUGGCCUUCUCCAUAUUUGUCGCUCCUGCAGGAACCUUAAAACCUUGUUUUUAGAAGAGAGCCAAGUGAUGGAAAAGGAUGGAAACUGGCUACAUGAGCUUGCUAUGAACAAUACUCUACUUGAAACAUUGAACUUUUACAUGACGGAUCUUACUCAAACUAGGUUUGAAGAUCUUGAGCUAAUAGCCAGAGGAUGCAAGUCUUUAUUAUCGGUCAAGAUAGGCGAUUGUGAAAUCUUGGAUCUUGUUGGUUUUUUCCAGUCUGCUGUUUCGCUUGAAGAAUUUGGUGGUGGUUGCUUCAAUGAUCAAGCUGAACGCUAUGCCUCUGUGGCAUACCCUCCUAGAUUAUGCCGUUUAGGGAUGAAUUAUAUGAGUACGAAUGAAAUGCCCAUUGUUUUCCCCUUUGCUUCGCGGCUAAAAAAGUUGGAUCUUUUAUAUGCCCUUCUUGACACAGAAGACCAUUGUCUUUUGCUCCGAAGGUGUCCCAAUUUGGAAGUUCUUGAGACAAGAAAUGUGAUUGGAGAUCGUGGAAUGGAAGUUCUAUCUCGCUAUUGCAAGAAGAUAAAGCGGCUUAGAAUCGAGCGAGGAGCUGAUGAACAAGAAAUGGAAGAUGAGGAAGGUAUAGUUUCUCAAAGGGGAUUAACCGCUUUAUCACAAGGUUGUCUCGAGUUGGAAUAUAUUGCUGUUUACGUAUCUGAUAUCACAAACGCAGCUCUAGAAUCGAUGGGAAUGAACUUGACUAAUUUGUGUGACUUCCGAAUGGUGUUGCUGGAUCGAGAAGAAGUGAUCACAGACUUGCCACUCGAUAAUGGAAUCCGGUCUUUACUAAGUGGCUGCCAAAAGCUUAGAAGAUUUGCACUCUAUCUCCGACCAGGAGGGCUAACCGAUGUGGGUUUGGCUUAUAUCGGUCAAUACAGCCAGAAUAUAAGAUGGAUGCUUCUGGGGUACGUCGGAGAAUCUGAUACAGGGCUUCUAGGGUUUUCUAGAGGGUGCCCUAGCCUACAAAAACUAGAAGUUAGAGGAUGUUGUUUCAGUGAACAUGCACUUGCGAUCGCUGUUCUUCAGCUGAGAUCGCUAAGAUACUUAUGGGUACAAGGGUAUAGGGGAUCACCGACUGGAUGUGAUCUGUUAGCAAUGGCGCGACCAUUUUGGAAUAUUGAAAUAAUUCCUCCAAGAAAGGUUAAUGCUGGAGAAGAAAGAGAGAUGGAACAUCCUGCACACAUUCUUGCAUAUUACUCUCUUGCUGGACCAAGAACCGACUUUCCGCCAUCUGUUAUCCCGAUUGACUCCAUUGCCACCUGAAUAACGUAUGUAUAUAACAUCUUUUUUCUUGAAAACACGCCAAUAGAGCAUUUGGCUGAGAUAGAUUCUACUUUUUUUGUAUUAUGCAGUUUCCUGUAUUGUUUACUGUUCAUAACGUUUGUCUUGGUUUUUUUGUUAGACGGGAAUGUAAUAAUUUUGCUGUUUUAGAACGGUAUUGUGUGGUUGAUGAGCUAUUGUGGCAUUAUA
Cynara cardunculus var. scolymus (artichoke) is the source of this 2289-nucleotide messenger RNA. RefSeq names its product coronatine-insensitive protein 1-like. The transcript is spliced from 3 exons. Gene Ontology annotation, cellular component: SCF ubiquitin ligase complex. NCBI's taxonomy places the organism in Eukaryota, Viridiplantae, Streptophyta, Magnoliopsida, Asterales, Asteraceae. Gene Ontology annotation, biological process: SCF-dependent proteasomal ubiquitin-dependent protein catabolic process. Bases 328 to 2082 code for a protein of 584 amino acids. The record is from RefSeq and is a predicted model, not a curated record.